This is a messenger RNA of Durio zibethinus, 2181 nucleotides long. Its product is annotated as putative indole-3-acetic acid-amido synthetase GH3.9. NCBI's taxonomy places the organism in Eukaryota, Viridiplantae, Streptophyta, Magnoliopsida, Malvales, Malvaceae. The record is from RefSeq and is a predicted model, not a curated record. Gene Ontology annotation, cellular component: cytoplasm. Gene Ontology annotation, molecular function: acid-amino acid ligase activity.
ACCAAAGUCAUUAUAUAUAGACCUUCUAGUUUUGUAAGUUUUGAUCGAGAAGUAUUGCUCCUCUUAUUUCUUCUGUAGACUCUCUACUCAUUCCUUUUUAAUCUUAAUAUGGAUGGGAAGAAGCUGGAGUAUAAGGGUGAGGAUGCCUUGAAGGAGAUUGAAAAGUUAACAGCAAAGGCUGGUGAAGUCCAGUAUGACAUACUGAAAGAAAUAUUAAAGAGAAAUGUGGAAACUGAGUAUUUGAACAAGUUUAUGAAAGGAUCUAAAGAUGUUUCUGAGUUUAAAAGUUGUGUCCCAGUUAUUACCUACAAGAAUAUCCAUCCUUAUAUCCAGAGAAUUGCUAAUGGUGAAGACUCUUCCCUCAUUACUGGUCAGCCCAUAACUGAAAUGUUGUGCAGCUCAGGGACCUCUGCUGGAGAGCCUAAAUUAAUUCCAUCAAUAUCUGAAGAUCUUGACCGUCGCACCUUUCUUUAUAAUCUCACCAUGCCAAUUAUGAACCAGUACAUUUCCGGUCUUGAUGAGGGCAAGGCCAUGUAUCUAUACUUUGUCAAGGCUGAAAUGUCUCUACCAUGUGGCCUGCCAUUUCGAACUGUGCUGACCAGCUACUACAAGAGCAAGCACUUCAAGUGCCGAACACGAGACACAUUUAAUGAUUUUACAAGCCCAGAUCAAGCCAUCUUGUGCAAUGAUAGCAACCAAAGCAUGUACUGCCAAUUGCUAGCUGGUCUAGUACAUCGUGACCAGGUUAUGAGGCUAGGGGCUGUAUUUGCAUCGGCUCUUCUCCGAGCUAUCUCUUUUCUUGAGCGUAAAUGGGUUCAUCUAUGCAAUGAUAUCCGCACUGGCCAGCUUGACCUUACCAUCAUAGACCCUGCAUGCCGGUCAUCAAUGAUAUCCUUACUAUCAUCACCGAACCCCCAUCUAGCAGAUGAGAUUGAGGGCAUUUGUAGCUGUCCAUCUUGGAAAGGAAUCCUGUGUCACCUUUGGCCUAGGGCCAAGUACAUUGAGACUGUAGUCACUGGCUCCAUGGCACAGUAUAUACCAGCUCUUGAGUAUUACAGUGCAGGGAAGUUGCCUUUGGUUUGUACCAUGUAUGCUUCCUCUGAGUGUUACUUUGGUGUCAACUUGAAACCCUUAUGUGACCCCGCAGAAGUAGCAUUUACCCUCUUGCCUAACAUGGGUUACUUUGAGUUUUUACCAUUGGCAGAAAAUGGAACAUUUUCCAUGGACAUAGAUGAAGAGGAGGGGAUGCUGAAUGACAGACUUAUGGAUUUGGUGAAUGUUAAAGUUGGCUGCUAUUAUGAAUUGGUGGUUAGUACUUUUGCUGGUCUGUAUCGAUAUCGAAUUGGAGAUGUGCUCCAGGUGACUGGAUUUCACAAUCAAGCCCCACAAUUCCGAUUCAUCUGCAGGAGAAAUGUUGUGCUUAGUGUUGACAAUGACAAAACCAACGAGGAAGAUCUUCACAGAAGCGUCACCACAGCAAAAACAUUGUUAGAACCCUACAAUGCUUUGCUUGUAGAAUACACCAGCUAUGCUGAUACAUCCACUGUCCCCGGACAUUAUGUACUCUUCUGGGAAAUUCAAAUGAUAGACUCAGCCACCUCAAUUGAUGCCAAGCAGCUAGAAGAAUGUUGCAUUACCGUGGAAGAAGAGCUUGAUUAUGUUUAUAGGCAAUGCCGUAGCUGGGAAAGGACGGUGGGACCACUUGAGAUACGGGUGGUUGAGCCUGGAACAUUCGAGGUGUUGAUGGAUUUCUUCAUCAGCCAAGGGGGUUCAAUCAAUCAGUAUAAAACACCAAGGUGCAUAAAGUCUAAUACUGCUCUUAAGUUGCUUAAUUCUCAUGUCUUGGCAUCAUUCUGUAGUCCUAGGGAUCCCAAAUGGAUUCCCUUGAAUGAGUAAUAUCCGAAUCCAAACUUUGUUUUGUUUGGUUUGGUUUAUCUUCUCAGUCUAUCUACCUAAAUUAUUGUAGUAGUUUCUAACGUGGGUUGGCAGCACAUGCAAUUGGAUGGCCCAGAUUGUCAGACUAAAGCUAUGUGUCAUUGGCCAAUCUGUAUCAUUUGCAAUUGGAUAUGUCUAUUUUCUACCUUAGUCCCAUAAAUUUUGCAGAAAUUUGUUGUAUUGAUGACAAGAUCAGAUUGUAACUUAGCUUUUUCAUUCCAUUCCCGGAUGGAUUAAAGUAAUUAG